Molecule: messenger RNA, 2412 nt
Organism: Pseudopipra pipra
Lineage: Eukaryota; Metazoa; Chordata; Aves; Passeriformes; Pipridae
Gene: PDE1A
Product: phosphodiesterase 1A
Biological process (GO): signal transduction
Cellular component (GO): neuronal cell body
Molecular function (GO): calmodulin-activated 3',5'-cyclic-GMP phosphodiesterase activity
Source: RefSeq, a predicted model, not a curated record
CUGUAGCGCUCUCUGAUUUCUCUUCUGCAGGGAUUUAUAUAUGUCUUUGCUGCAGACUUAGCAUUUGUACAGUCAUAUUUUUUUUGAGAGGCUGCUAGAUAUUUAUUCACUAAGAAACAAUUCAGGAUCAACUAAAGAGAGGAAAGCUCUGGCAUUCGAACAUAUACUCUUUUUGUAGGGUGAUGUGGCUGAUACUGGCUUCUACCAUCUGCUUUCCUAUUGCAGCCUGUUUCUCCAACCUGCAGAGCAGAAACCAGCCUUUCUUUCCUUCUGGAUUGUUAAAGCCAUUCACAUUUCUCCUUCAUGGCAAUGAAUCAUAGUCCGUUUUAAGGAAUCUUUUGUGCCGCUGUGUGUAUUCCUACAGCAGGAAAAGUGCAUGAGAAAGGAGCUUGAGCAGCGUAGUAUAGUAGCUGGCUCACCCGUAUGGAUUAGACUCGUGAGGACAAUAACGAUGGGGGCUCGAGCGACUGAAACAACUCGGGAACUGGAAAGCGCCUCUGCAAAGUAUCAAAUAGGAGGACAUGCAGAGAAAAUGUGGCAACGGCUCAAAGGAAUAUUAAGAUGCUUGGUAAAGCAGCUGGAGAAGGGUGACAUUAAUGUGGUGGAUUUAAAAAAGAAUAUUGAAUAUGCAGCAUCUGUUCUGGAAGCCGUUUAUAUUGAUGAAACCAGGAAACUUUUGGACACUGAGGAUGAACUCUCUGACAUCCAGUCGGAUUCGGUCCCGCUGGAAGUGCGGGACUGGUUAGCUUCUACAUUCACAAGAGAAAUGGGAAUAGCGAAGAGGAGAUCUGAAGAAAAGCCCAAAUUCCGAAGCAUUGUGCAUGCUGUACAGGCUGGGAUUUUUGUAGAAAGGAUGUAUCGAAGAACUUCAAGCAUGGUUGGUUUGGCAUACCCAUCAGAAGUGAUAGUCACAUUUAAGGAUGUUGAUAAAUGGUCUUUUGACGUAUUUACCCUAAAUGAAGCAAGUGGAGAGCACAGUCUGAAAUUUAUGAUGUAUGAGCUGUUUACCCGAUAUGACCUUUUGAGCCGUUUCAAGAUCCCUGUUCCCAAUCUUAUUUCAUUUGCUGAAGCUCUUGAGGUUGGUUACAGCAAAUACAAAAAUCCAUAUCACAAUUUGGUCCAUGCAGCUGACGUUACUCAAACUGUGCAUUACAUAAUGAUUCACACUGGUAUCAUGCACUGGCUCACAGAACUGGAAAUUUUAGCAAUGAUCUUUGCAGCUGCCGUCCAUGAUUAUGAACAUACUGGGACCACAAACAAUUUUCAUAUUCAGACAAGGUCAGAUGUUGCUAUAUUGUACAAUGAUCGUUCUGUUCUUGAAAAUCAUCAUGUAAGUGCUGCUUAUAGACUCAUGCAAGAAGAAGAGAUGAACAUCCUGGGUAAUUUAAACAAAGAUGACUGGAGGGAGUUGCGUAGCUUGGUCAUUGAGAUGGUCUUGUCUACAGAUAUGUCAGGUCACUUUCAACAAAUUAAAACGAUGCGACACACUCUACAGCAGACACAGGGGGUAGACAAAGCCAAAGCCAUGUCUUUGAUUCUACACGCAGCAGACAUAAGCCAUCCAGCAAAAUCCUGGGAACUGCACUACCGGUGGACCAUGGCCCUGAUGGAAGAAUUUUUUCGACAGGGAGACAAGGAAGCUGCUUUAGGUCUUCAGUUUUCCCCACUCUGUGACCGCAAGUCCACUUUGGUCGCUCAGUCCCAAAUAGGUUUCAUUGAUUUCAUUGUAGAACCAACAUUUUCUCUUCUUACGGACUCAAUGGAGAAAAUUGUUAUGCCUCUUAUAGAGGAAGCAUCAAAAUCUGAAAGUCCUGCAUUUGGGACCCCCAGUCAAAAUAGUUUGGGAGUAGUAAGCAAUGCUGAAGCACAAAGACGACCUGGUUUUAAAAGCACAGGUGAUGGAGGGACUCACGCAGAAAAUUCUCUAGCAACUGUAGACCUAAGGAGCUUUAAGGACAACUUGAUGAAGAUCAUUCAAGCAAACAAAGAAAGAUGGAAAGAAUUAGCAGCAGAAGAAGAACUUGUGAAAAAUGUUGAUGAACAGGAAAAAGACCAAAGCAGAAAUUCCACAGAUGCACAGUUACAGGAAGAGACAACAAGGAUACAAAAUGAGAGUAGUCAGGGAAGUGAUGGUACAACCUGUCCUCCCAGAUCCAUCGUCCUACAAGUAGUCUCUUUCGACACUUCUCUGAGUGAUGAAUCCAACUCAGAAAAAUGCACUAACUCUGAUCCGAACCAGAAAGAUCUCACCGAUGCCCAGCAAGAAACACAGAAUACAGACCCACUGAAUGGUGAACCUAAACACUGUAAGAAGCCAGAAGAUAUGGUAAAAGCCACGGAGCAGAAAGAAGCACUGAUACAAAACUAGAUUUUCUAUUUCUUAAAAGCUUCUGACAUUUCAGGCAGGACAGG